UAGAGUGUUUAGUGCAAUACGCAUGAAAGUGAGAUUCAUCUUCUAUUUGAUGAGAUCCACAAAACGUAGAACAUCUUUUGAUCUCAGCGAGAAUCAAACUCACGACCUCUGGAUUAGAUAAUUGACGGUUGCUCUAUCGACUGACAGCAAAGCACAGCUGAUCUAAUACGAAGUUCAUGGUUUCAAAUCUUUCGCUCUAUGUUGGCAGAAUCACGUACAAGCGUCUGGCUGCGAUCACCGAUCGAGUUCUUUGUUCAAUUAUUGUAUUAAUAUUUAGAGACGUCAUUUUGAAGGAAUCAGUAGUGUCAAAUCCUCGAUCCUGAAAUGUGUUUAGAAUAAGCGUUUCUUUCGUUUUCAUAAAACUAAGAACUAAAGACAACUAAAUAUAGGGCGUGUUUAAACUGAAGACGAAAUGGCGAAAUGGCACUACGGUUAGCCCAAAUAGCGAUCCGGUUGGCCUAAAUAUCGCUGACUCGACCGUGGUUAGCUCUCAAAGAUAGGAAGGGUUAAACUUAUAGACACUCCUAUCCCACAUUGACUUUUACCCGUUGUACCAUUUCUUGAUUUCGCCAUUUCGUGUUGUAAACACGUCUCAAAGCAUACAUUGAAUUAUAGUGUGUGCAAAAAGUUUAUACAAAUGACUAUAAAUUUUAAUUUGUUUCCUGCAGGGUAAAACAACAGAGCGUUAUCUUCCCAGCACCAAGAAGCUACAGAAGUUAUCUACCACAAUGAGUGACAGUGCUGAUUUAGCACUCAUUUCUCUGUUCACAAUUUUAGAAAUAGUGUGCCUGACUUUCAACGUGUUGGUCUGUGUGGUUCUUUAUCGGAGCAAAUCACUGACAAUACCUAUGAACAACUUGAUUUUCAACUUAGCAAUAUCAGACGGUCUGACUGGUUUGUUUAUACUUCCUCGUCACGUGAUCUUCAGCAAGCCCGCAUUUCGGCAUCCGACAGACACCACAGGAGACUACUUCUGCAAGUUCAUUACCGGGAGUGGAAUCCUGUGGACAAGCUCCACAACAUCGGGUUUCCUCCUGAUCGCCAUUGCUGUGGAACGCUACACCUCUAUCAUGAUUCAAAACCGAAGAGCGCCGAUUACGUCUUCACAUAUCAAGGGCGUUAUAGCGUUUUGUUGGAUUUCCGCGUUUGCGGCGAAUUUACCAACGCUGAUCGUGUUUGAUUAUGACGAAAAGAGCGAUUUUUGCGUGGAACGUUGGCCAAGCUGGGUCUCUCCCAAAGCCUACGUCAUGUGUAUGUUCUUCUUGGGCUCGAGCUCGGUCAUUGUUAUGUAUGUGCUGUACUCCCAAGUUAUUUACACGUUGUGGAAUCGUCAGCGGAGGGCGACGGAGGUCUCUCAGGCUGCCAGACUGCGUGCGCGGAGGAACAUCACCAAAUUGUUGAUUUUGGUGACUUUUGUUCACACCGUCUGCCGUCUGCCGAAUUACACGACCUAUUUACUGGCAUAUUACGCCCCCGCCGUCAGUUACGGCUCCAAUACGUACAACAUCACGGUGCUUUUAAUUUUACUGAACUCAGCAGUGCACCCAUUCUUGUUGUGCUGGAAUAUGCAGGACUUCAGGAAACCCUUGUAUGUGUUGUUUUGCUGUAGCCACGCCAACAGGGUUUUUGCCGAGCCUGAGCCCUCCCAUGUGUGUGGUCACGAAGCGAGACUAUCCGUCUUCCAUCUGAGAACAAAGGAACAGACACGGCCAUCCACCGCUUCAUAAAUAUAUGUUGGCCAUUUCGGAGUUGCGCAGGGAAUUUCAAAUUUAAACCAAUCGAUAAAUUGAUGCCACAACAUAAAAGCGCACGUUGAGAUUGGUCAUUUGAGCAAGUAGGAUGCUUUUAGGGUAAACAGAGACCAGGUUAUAGACCAUGAAAUAUGUAUAGGUAAUCGUAUGAAUGCGAGGGCAAUUAAGGAUUUUCACCCCAAGUGAUAUUUGAAAAUUCUUCCAAAAUUGCAUGAACCUUUAGGCGAGUGCAUUUUGAAAUAAUUUUCGAAUAUCAUGAAAAUUAUAUUGCGAAUGCGCACGCGUUAAUAUGCACUGCGGUGCAAAUUAAGAAAUAUCGAUGAAUUGGCCUGCUCUCAGCCAAUCACAAUGAAGUAAUUUUCUUAGUCAUAUAGUAAGGUUAAUGAGACCCUGCUGCUGUGCAAUUUAAUAUAUUAAAGCCACGUCCAUACAAGGGGAGGGGCAGAUCUAACAGUACCAGCGAGGAUAUUUGGCUCCUUGGCCACACUAGAAGGAAAUUUAUAUGGAUAACAACAUUGCAACAACCCCUUUGCUGGGUAGAUGUAGGAAACAGAAACAAUGAAGUAAUCAUAUAAUACGGUUAAAAAUCCAUACAAACUCCUAAUUUUAAGACAGCUUAAUUUCCAAAACCAUAUGAACUCGUUAUUUUCUUAUCAGUUUUGUGACGACUGUAAAAUCCCGUUGUGCACCUACUAUUCCGAAGACACUGAGAUGAAAAUCUUCAUUUUUGCCCUUUUAAAAAGGAAGUCAGAAAUCAUAGAAAAAUCAUACGAGUUUAUAUAUUCAAUCUGGAAAUAGAGGACCCACUUAAAGACCAGCGAUGGUGACAAGACUUCCCUCUGCCGGUAUAUAGCGAUCUUUAUUACACGACUGAGUCAGUUCAGAGGGCCAAUAACUAAAAUCGACUAAUCAGAUUGCUCCAACGCUGGUCUAUUAUUCUCUAAUUAUUUGACAGGGCACUGUCCGGAAAAUGAUCCCGCAAGAUCACUCUUGAAGAUUUUUGGGUAGUUUCAGUCUUGUAAUGAUUCUCUUAUCAGCCAAGCUUGCUCGGGACCGUAC
Molecule: messenger RNA, 2810 nt
Organism: Orbicella faveolata
Lineage: Eukaryota; Metazoa; Cnidaria; Anthozoa; Scleractinia; Merulinidae
Product: adenosine receptor A2b-like
Biological process (GO): G protein-coupled receptor signaling pathway
Cellular component (GO): membrane
Molecular function (GO): G protein-coupled receptor activity
Source: RefSeq, a predicted model, not a curated record